Molecule: messenger RNA, 3246 nt
Organism: Oryzias latipes (Japanese medaka)
Lineage: Eukaryota; Metazoa; Chordata; Actinopteri; Beloniformes; Adrianichthyidae
Gene: adipor2
Product: adiponectin receptor 2
Biological process (GO): adiponectin-activated signaling pathway
Cellular component (GO): plasma membrane
Molecular function (GO): signaling receptor activity
Source: RefSeq, a predicted model, not a curated record
UCGAGUCGGUCCAGCAUAGAAACGGUCAGUAACCGUUCGGAGUGGAGUCAGGGACGGUGCGGUGAACAAAACUCCCAGACAACUGUAUCACACUGCCCAGAAUACUCACUCACCAUCACCCACCGAGACCAGUCCCUCUCCUGCCUAAAAUCCUGAGUCAGCUGUUCAUCCAACCAACAACAACCUUGAAUCCAGGUUUGGUUGCAGUGGCUCCGCCCCCAAGUUGCCCAUUAAAAGCUGACUGGCUUUUGGUUUUUGGUGUGAGGCAGUCCGGCAAUACAAGCUGGACGGAGGAGAGACAAGUGGGGCCGAUGGCCCAACGUUUGUGCUGCGGCACAGAACGUCGAAUGUUAUCGAGGCCUCCACAAACUGCACAUCUAGUCAUCCCAUGAGUCCACGGGACAAGGAAGAGACGCCCACCUCAGGUUCUUCAACAAGUCAUCUUAGCGCUGCAGAGAGCCCGGCUCACAAUGGGGCUGUUCCACAAGAGGAGAAAAGGAUGAACGAAGAGAGUGACGGAGAAACAGAAGGAGAGGAGCAGGAGGAGGAGGAGGAGAGAGGCAGCGAUGAAGGUUUCAUGGGAAUGACUCCUCUUCUGCAGGCUCACCAUGCAAUGGAGAAGAUGGAGGAGUUUGUACACAAGAUGUGGGAAGGCCGGUGGCGCGUCAUUCCUCACGAUGUGCUCCCAGACUGGCUUAAGGACAACGACUUCCUGCUUCACGGCCACAGGCCGCCAAUGCCUUCAUUCCGCGCUUGUUUCAAGAGCAUCUUUAGAAUCCAUACGGAGACGGGAAACAUCUGGACACACCUGUUAGGUUGUUUGUUUUUCCUCUGUCUGGGCCUCAUGUACAUGUUCCGGCCCAACAUGUCGUUUGUGGCUCCAGUCCAGGAGAAGGUGGUGAUCGGGGUGUUCUUCCUCGGAGCCAUCCUCUGCCUUUCCUUCUCUUGGCUCUUCCACACAGUGUACUGCCACUCUGAGGGCGUGUCCAAAGUCUUCUCCAAGUUGGACUACAGUGGGAUUGCCUUUCUAAUCAUGGGAUCUUUUGUCCCUUGGUUGUACUACUCGUUCUACUGCACCCCUCAGUCUUGCUUCAUCUACCUGAUGAUAGUUUGUGUACUAGGAAUGGCAGCCAUCUUUGUCUCCCAGUGCGACUUCUUUUCUACUCCCCAGUACCGAGGAGUCAGAGCAGGUGUGUUUGUGGGUCUGGGACUGAGCGGUGUGGUUCCCACUCUGCACUUUGUCAUCAGUGAAGGUCUGAUCAAAGCAACAACUAUCGGUCAGAUAGGCUGGCUGUUUCUCAUGGCCACGCUUUACAUCACCGGCGCCUGUCUGUACGCAGCCCGGAUCCCUGAGAGGUUCUUCCCCGGAAAAUGUGACAUCUGGUUUCACUCCCAUCAGUUGUUCCACAUCUUGGUGGUCGCUGGAGCUUUUGUUCACUUUCACGGCGUUUCCAACCUCCAGGAGUUUCGCUACACCGCCGGAGGAGGCUGUGCUGACGAUGGCGCUCUUUAACACACAUCCACUGACCCCCUUGUUUACUGGAACAACUUCUACAGGGAAGCACUGGGUCACAUAAUACAAACCGAAUCACAGCGGCAGAAAUGCGCGCGUGAACCUUUUUCUACCAAAGACCACUGGGUUGUUCUGCAGUGCGAAACUAUAAGGAUUCCCUCUAUUAAAAGUGGCUGAUAGUAGGUGUGAUCACUUUCUUUCUCCUCUUUUUUCAGUCUGUCACCUCUUCUUGCUGAGUUGCUUUGGUUUUACACCUGAAGCGCUGUGUUUUUGAAAGCAAAGCUUGGGAUUCUUUCCUUCUGUUUGCUUGGAAGUGAGAUUUUCUCUGGGAUUCAAGAAGAAGCAUAACUAUGGCUUAAAAAGAAUUUUGGGGGAUUUUUUUUUUUUUUUGCUGAAUGCUGUUUUCCAAAACAUUUCCAGAUGGAAAAGGGUUGAAGAAAAAAUGUUCGAUUGCCAUGGAGAAAGAGGUUAAUAGUCACUUUUAAAACAAAAUGAAAAGCUUUUUCAUGUAAAUAAGAUCAGAUUUCUAAACUUUGGGUUAUAGAUUUGUAAUAAAUGUUAAAGAAAAUUUAUAAAAAUAUGUUAAAAUAUUAACAAAUAUCUUGGAUGAUGAUUAAAGAGGAGAACAGGGAUUAUAUUUUAUUCUGCAGUUGGCGGGAGGUGCUUCUAACAAGCUUUUGUUGCUUGCAUGCGAAAGACCAGAGGGGAGAGGAAUCCAAUCAAAGAUGACUUUUAAAACCUGCUAUUCCUUUGUUUUUAGUGUUGGGGGGGUAAGAGUCACUUCCCCGCCAUAAAACUAAACAUAGACGAUGAAACAACUGACCUAGAAUUUUUUCAUUUAUGUUAAUUCCUGUGUCUGAGUACUGAUCUGAAUAGACAGAUCUGUACUUAACCAAAGUCUUGAGAAUUUCAGGAAUCCUCAUAUGUAGCGGUAAAUCCAAUUUUUAUUCCACAAGUAUAGGUUUAUUUUUUAAAUGAUUAAAGGAAACACAUUAAGCUUAAUUCAAAAUAUUUUUAUAGAGAAGUCCCCAGCUAUUAUAUAUUACAGUUGAUACAUUUUAAUCUUUGUCCUAAAAUGACAUUUUCACAAAUUCACCUCCAAACAGAACAAUGAUGUUUCCUCUGUUUUCUUUUUGAUUGAGUUGUAUUUUUAAAAUUUCCCUGCGAUAACAAAUGUGUUGCAAGCUUUAAUUUUCUUUUUCUUGAAUUUUUAUUGUAAAACAGGUUCAUUUUUAUCAGGUGAAAAAAGUUUUUUUCUCUUAAAAAUAAACAUUAAAGUGUCUUUUAGGAUUUCUAAUUCUACACAAAGUUCUCUUCUUCAAGGGCUCACUCGUGGUCUCAAUUUUCGAGGCUUCUCUUGGUGAUUAAGUCAUGAUGAACUUUUUUAAGAUUGAAUUUUCUGGCGAUACCAAAAUCUUACCCUCGAAUAGGGAAAAUAUAUUCUGAGCUUUUCAGGAACUGUACUUCUAUGACGGUUUCAAAUUUAAGUUAAGUCAAAUUCAGCAAGGUGAUUUAUCCGCAUCUAUUCUUUGUGUCAAUGUUUCUCAGAGGAAGAAGAAGUCCCUUGUUUUUUUCUUGCUUUUUUGUUUUAUUGAGGUUGUUAUAAUUUAUUCCUCUGGUGGAGCAAACAUUGCCUGGUAAAGCACACGUUCCAUUCUGGUUGGAGUGUUUGAUUGCAAUAGACCUUUAUAUCUGCUGUAUUGUUCUAAUAAAAAAACAAUGUUUUUUUGAAA